UGGUGGCUGUGGCGGGAAAGGAUUGUCCUGAGGAUGUCUGUGCGUCGCUUAUCCCACCCAAUGGAGCAUACUGCUGUAUUACCAUCUGUGCAAAGCAGCCCCUCCAGUGAGUUGUUGCCUCGUAGCAUCCAUAGCCCUUCCUCUGAGCGCUCACUUCGCAUUGCUGGAAGCUCUGCAUCAGAGAUGUCUCCUGAAGUCCACUCCAGCUGUUCCUCUCCUGAGCUGCCAUCACGUAUCACCCGUUCACACACUUCGUCUAUAAGGUCCAAAACCAUGUUAACAUUUAUUGGAGGUGGAGGAGCACCUACAGUUGGUGCUGAGAGCGCAACCAGCCUAGAUUUGAGCAGCGAGGAAGACAUUGAUAUAUCUGAUGAUGGAAGUGACUUUGAAGAGACUUUCAAAAAGAGACCAAGGAGAAAUUUCAGAUCAUCUAUCAGUGACACUGUAGCCUCCAAACGUCCAAAGAGGGCUAUAGAAAAAGAAACCCCUCAAGAUAAUGCAGAAGACUUGUUUGAAGCGAUCAAACAGGGGAAAAGUGCCGUGCAGAUUCUAAUUGAUGAAUGGCUGGAGAGUUACAAACAAGACCGUGAGUCUGGCUUCCUUGAGUUAAUCAACUUUUUGAUGAAAGCAUGUAGCUGUAAAGGUGUGGUAACACAGGAGAUGCUAGAACAUAUGCAGAAUGCAGACAUCAUACGAAAGAUGACAGAGGAAUUUGAUGAGGACACUUCAGAUUACCCGCUGUCUCUCAGUAACCAGACCUGGAAGAAGUUCCGCUUGAAUUUAGGGGAGUUUUUUGUAACUCUAGUGAGCCGCUGCCAGUACAGUAUAAUUUAUGACGAAUUUCUAAUGGAUGCUCUCAUUUAUCUUCUUACUGGACUCUCUGACUCGCAGGUGCGAGCCUUCCGACAUACCAGCAGUUUUGCAGCCAUGAAGCUGAUGACUGGGCUGGUUACAGUGGCACGGGACUUGACUAUUCACAUGGAGACAUGCAAUAGACAGUAUGAAGUUGAAAGGGCAAAAAUCCCUGAAAAGAGAGCCCCAGAGAGACUGGAGGCUUUGUUACAGAAGCGGAGAGAUCUCCAGGAUAAUUUGGAGGAGAUCGGGAAUAUGAUGAAUGGAAUUUUCAAAGGAGUGUUUGUGCAUCGUUAUCGUGAUAUUGUUCCUGAUAUACGUGCUCUCUGCAUGGAGGAACUUGGCAACUGGAUGAGAACUCAUAGCCAGUCCUUCUUGAAUGAUAGUUACUUGAAGUAUGUGGGGUGGACACUUCAUGAUAAGCAAGGACAUGUUAGAUUGCAGUGUGUCCGCAGCCUCCAGAGUUUGUACAGUGUGGAGGAGAUGUCUGGAAGGCUGGAACUUUUCACAGAACGCUUUAAGGAGCGUAUGGUGUCCAUGGUACUGGAUAAAGAGCAACAAGUUGCUGUCGAAGCAAUAAAAUUGCUUGGUCUCAUCUCAGCGAACAUGGACAAUAUGUUAACCAAGGAGGACUGCGAGACUGUUUACCCAUUGGUAUUUGCAUCCAGCCGAGCCGUUUCAUCUGCAGCAGGAGAAUUUCUUUACAAGAGGUUACUGGAUAUUAAAGCUAAAGAGCUCAGUACUAAGGAAAAAAACCGUCGUGGGUGGAACACUGCCUUCUUCAGACUGUUGGUUUCUUUCUUUAUUGAAAGUGAACUUCAUGAUCAUGCUGUUUAUCUGGUGGAUAGUCUGUGGGACAGUGCUCGCACUCAGCUGCAAGAUUGGGAGUGUCAAACUGACCUACUUUUGGAGGAAGAAGGUUUGGAUGACAAGCAAGAGAAUGCACUGAUAGAGAUCUUGGUUUCUGUUAUUAGACAAGCUGCAGAAGGAACCCCUCCUAUUGGACGAGUGCCUGCCAAGAAGGUUAUGUCUGCGAAGGACAGGAAGACUCAGUUAGAGCAUAAAAUCAAACUAACCAGACACAUGAUUGUAGCUCUACCCCAUCUCCUGGCCAAGUUUUCAGCUGAUGCAGAGAAGGUGACCUUGCUUAUGAAGGUUACAGGUUUCCUAGAGCUGGAGGUUUAUUACACCGAGAGGUUGGAGAAGCACCUGGACCUCUUGCUCGGGCAAGUGCAAGACAUCCUGGAGAAGCACACAGAACCUGAUGUGCUUGAGGCAUGUUCUCGGGCACUGUAUGUAUUCUGUGACUCUGCACAAACCGUGUACAAGCAUGCUGACAUUGCACGCAGUCACUUGAUCGACCAGCUCACUGACCACUUCUCGCAACAAAUAACAGAUUUUCUACAGGUGUCUUCUGAUCUUGAUGAAGAUGAAGUUUAUAACAUUGCAGCCACAAUGAAGAGAAUUUCAGCCCUCUACAGCGCUCAUGAUCUCACCCGGUGGGAGCUGUUUGAGCCUUGUAUCCAUACUCUGCGCAGAGGAAUUGACACAGGAGAGGUUCCUGAACAGGUUCUCCUACCUGCUCUCACAUGUUGUCACUUUUCUCUACUAUGGGAUCUCUGGCAUUGCUACAGCUCCAAACCAUCAGCGGAUGCAUUGUCUGCUCUAAAGCAGAGACUUAACAAGUUUUGUGACAUUUGCCAAACAUUUCUGUCUGAUCAUCAUGCUCCUGUAAGAGAGCAGGCAUUUAUCCUCCUUAGUGAUCUGCUUGUUAUAUUUGGUGGCCACAUAGCCAGUGGAGAGAAAUCUCACCUCCAGACUCUAAUAUACCGUCCGGAACUGUCCCUGCAAGCUGAGAUGGCAGGCUUUCUUAUGGAUGACGUAUUCAUUGAGGAUGAGGAUUGCGGGAAUGACGCCCAACAGCUGUUUCUGCUACACAAGAGACGCAACUUGCUCUCUGGAUAUUGUAAACUGAUUAUCUACAGUGCUCUGCAGCUCCGGUCUGCCAGUGAUGUCUUCAGACACUAUGUGAAGUUUUAUACAGAUUUUGGAGAUAUUAUUAAAGAGACCCUGCACAAGUCCCGCAUAAUCAACAAAGGCGAGAGUUCAAGGAUACUGCUGCUGAGCCUCACACAGGCUUACACAGCACUGUGUUCUGAGAAAAACACUCCACCUCGACGCACUUCACACUCAUUCUUGGACAUCCGUGAUCUUGCCAGACGAUUCGCUCUUUUGUUUGGGCCAGACCAGCUGAGAAAUCGGCAGGACAUUGUUCUCAUGCACAAGGAAGGCAUAAAAUUUUCUCUGUGGACUUCACCAGGAUCUGAAUGGUCACCCGAAAACCUGACUUUUUUUGAUGUGCUUAGUGAUUUCUCUCCCAAACUUCUCAAACAGGACAAACGGGCUCUCUUACAGUACCUGGAGCAGAUGUGUCAGCAGUGCCAACCCUUUCAACAUAUUGAUGAUGACGAGCUGAAAGCACCUCUUCUAGCCUACAAAAAGUCUCUUCGCGUAGACGGUGACUCCCUAAGCCGAACCAGGGUCCAUAGGGAAAGGAUAAGGAGCCGGACUCCUGAUACUGAGGUCCCACUUCCUAGCAAGCGGAGCAGGACAAAGAGCAAGGAUGUGGGUGAAGAUUCCAGUGUGAUCACAGAGGAAGCUGGAAGAAGACACCCACCUUUAAUGAGUUCAACUUUGGUAAAGGAAAAGCAGACCCCUUCAAGCCCGGCCAUGGGAAUAGAGGAUGAGAGUGCGGAUUCCGAGGCAGAUUUUGAGCCCAGCCAGUCUACAGUUGGCAGACAUCUUAGAACUCCCAGCUCUUCCCAGAGGAUGUUGAGAAGGACUGCAACCCCGUCAACACUGAGUGGUGGCCUGCACCGCCAGUCUACGGUUGCCAGACACUAUCUUAGCACUCCUAGCUCUUCCCGUAGGAUGCUGACAAGGACUGGAACUCCAUCAACACUUAGCGGCAGCCUGCGCCGGAUGAAUUUAUUGGAAGAGGAGGUCAUUGAGAUAGAUGAUGCAGGAAGUAGCUCGGGGUCACAAGGAGGGGAGGCGGUACUGCUGGACUUGCUGGAUUCUGCUAUACUGGAUAGUGAGGUGAGGGUUUGUACUAAUAGUUGUGCAGAAUGUGGAUGGCAAGAAUAA
Molecule: messenger RNA, 3999 nt
Organism: Pelobates fuscus (common spadefoot toad)
Lineage: Eukaryota; Metazoa; Chordata; Amphibia; Anura; Pelobatidae
Gene: STAG3
Product: STAG3 cohesin complex component
Exons: 34
Coding region: 34-3999 (1321 amino acids)
Biological process (GO): sister chromatid cohesion
Cellular component (GO): chromatin; cohesin complex; nucleus
Molecular function (GO): chromatin binding
Source: RefSeq, a predicted model, not a curated record